Molecule: messenger RNA, 2700 nt
Organism: Anthostomella pinea
Lineage: Eukaryota; Fungi; Ascomycota; Sordariomycetes; Xylariales; Xylariaceae
Source: the annotation of a GenBank genome assembly
AUGGGGCGUAGUAAUAAGAAGUCUCGAGGAGGUCGCAAAGGCGGUUCAGAUCGCCCUCCGGCGCGCAACGAUGGCUACCGCACCAAUUACUCAGACAUCCCCAAGCAGAACGAAAAGCUCGAGCGAUACUACAACUCUGCGCUUCCGUUUGAGGACGACGCCGGGAGAGAAGAGUUCUGGAAUGCGCUGAAGAGGGAACUACCCAACUCCUUCCGCUUCUGUGGAUCGAAAGGCCAUGCGCUCGCCGUCAGACGACUGCUCGAGGCGAGAUACGCGCCAGAGAUUGUCAAGAUCGAGCGCUUCGAUGGCGCACCCGUACAAGCUCCCCAGCCUGUUCCUUGGUACCCCGACGAGCUGGCCUAUUCCAUGAACACCCCGAAACAAGUCAUACGAAAGUUUCCUCCCUUCGCUUCCUUCCAGAAGUUCCUGGUUUCCGAGACGAGCGUUGGCAACAUCAGCAGACAAGAACUGGUUAGCAUGAUCCCGCCCCUAGUCAUGGAUCUCAAGCCGGGCAUGACCGUCUUGGACCUGUGCGCGGCCCCGGGAAGCAAGUCGGCCCAGCUGCUCGAGAUGAUCCACACCGGCGAGGAGGCUAGGAUGCGGAAAUUCAUGGAGGCAUUCGGCGAGACCCAGCCCGAGACGACGGGCCAGGAAGAUGUUGAUCUCGACGAGGAUGCUGGUGACGACGGAAGAGCGACCGGGCUCCUUGUCGCCAACGACGCCGAGUAUAAGAGAUGCCACAUGUUGGUCCACCAGCUCAAGCGACUUGCUUCCCCAAACCUCUUAGUCACGAAUCACGACGCAACUCUCUACCCUGCUCUCAGAAUUCCCCACGACCCGGCCGAUGUUGGCAAGCCCGAGUAUCUCAAGUUCGACAGAAUCCUCGCUGACGUACCCUGCACGGGCGACGGCACCCUGAGGAAGAAUAUGGCUAUAUGGAAAGACUGGCAGCCAGGCAAUGCUAUGGGUCUCCAUGUGACCCAGGCUAGAAUCUUGGUUCGGGCUUUUCAAAUGUUGAAGGUCGGCGGCAGAGUCGUGUACUCGACUUGCAGUAUGAACCCUAUCGAGAACGAGGCUGUCGUUGCGUCAGCGAUUGAGCGUUGUGGUGGCCCCAACAAGAUUGAGAUCAUCGAUUGCAAAGACAGGCUCCCACUGCUGAAGCGCAAACCUGGCAUGCAUCAAUGGCAGGUCAUGGACAAGUCCGGCCGCAUCUGGAGCAACUGGGAAGAAGUCCAGCAGCAUGUCUUGACCGGUGGUGAGAUGCCUGGCAAAUUAUCAGAGUCCAUGUUCGUCAGGCCCGAUACGAGCGACUCCUCCGGCCUCCCUUUGGACCGUUGCAUGCGAGUGUAUGCCCAUCAACAAGAUACCGGCGGGUUCUUCAUCACCGUCCUCGAGAAGAAGGCCGAGUUCAAGGCCAGACCAGAGAACUUUUCGCAGCGUGGCUUUUCGAACGGGGCGACGAGUCUUGCUACACCGCAGGUUGAGGACACGGAGUCUGCCACCAAGGUGGAGAUAAUAGAGGGAGCGAAAGCUGCUGCUGGCGAGCCGACCGAUGUGCUUCCACCCGCAGGCUCUAAGAGGACUCUUGAAGAUGAAGGGGCCAGCAUUAGCCCAGAAGCUAAGAAGGCGAAAAUGGAAGCGCCGUCGAGUGAGAAGUCAGAUGUCAAGGUCGAAAAAGUUCCCGAAUCCAAGGAGAAAGCUCCUGAGCCCGUCAAAACCGACUCCCCAGCGCCUCGGCCUACAGCUGAUCGACGAGUCAACCGUGCGAAUGACCAGAACGAAGAACCAUUCAAAUUCCUGUCUCCGGAUCACGAGGUGAUUAAGAGUAUACAGACAUUCUACAAAGUCUCGCCCCGAUUCCCUUCAAACCGAUUCAUGGUACGGAAUGCGAUGGGUGAACCUGCGAAGGCUAUAUACUAUACUAGCGCCCUUGUCCGAGAUAUACUGGUUGAGAAUGAAGGGCGCGGAGUCAAGUUUGUCCAUGGAGGUGUCAAGAUGUUCAUGAAGCAGGAUGCGCCAUCCGCCGAGGUCUGCCGAUGGCGGAUACAGUCCGAAGGCAUGGCAAUUAUCCAAGCAUACAUCGGACCUGAACGGGUAGUUCGUCUGACCAACAAGGAGACCUUCCACAUGCUUCUAAAGGAGAUGUUCCCGAAGUUCAUUGACGACGGCUGGAAGAAGCUAAACGAGAUUGGGGAGAGGUGCAGGGACAUCGGCAUGGGCUGCUGUGUGCUCAGCGUCGAACCCGAUGGCAGCGACCCUGACUUCUCAGAGCGCAUGGUUCUCCCGCUGUGGAAGAGUUUCCACUCGCUGAAUCUGAUGCUGCCCAAGGAAGAUCGGUCGGCAAUGCUACUUCGGAUCUACAACGACACGACGCCCGUUAUCAAUUUGUCCCUCAAGGACAAGGCGGCGAAGGACGCAGAGGCUGCUGAAGCCGACGUCAAGAAAGAAGCGAAGGAAGAAGAGGCUGCCGAAACUGACGUCAAGAAAAAAGCAAAGGAAGAAGUCGAGGACGUGGAAAUGACCAACGAAGAUGUGAAGGAAUACCGCCGACUCCCACUUCGCGUCAAAGACGAGGCCAAGGACGACGCUGGCGACACGGCCAUGAAAAAUGAGGAAUCCGAGAUGUCGUGGGACACGGCCUACAAGCUGCAGAUGGACAUGGAUGAUAUGGAAUUCUCAUCCAGAGUCACGGAUGCAUGA